GCGAGCGAGGAGGCUCCGCCCUCGGUGUCUGCUCAGGUGAGCGUGUGUCGGAGGAGCAUUGCGGAGCUGCAGGGAGAGCAGAGGGGAGACGGUCAUGUCAGACAGCGGGAACGCACAGUCGCAGGACGGAGGAUCGAGCCGGGUGACAUGCCCGAGUGUGGGCAACAAAGUGACCGUGGUGCUCGGAGCACAGUGGGGCGAUGAAGGGAAAGGAAAGGUGGUGGACCUGCUGGCCCAGGACGCUGACAUGGUCUGCAGAUGUCAGGGAGGCAACAAUGCAGGACACACAGUCGUGGUUGAUUCAGUGGAAUAUGACUUCCACCUUCUACCCAGUGGAAUUAUUAACCCUAUGGUCACUGCCUUCAUUGGUAAUGGUGUAGUCAUUCACCUGCCGGGUCUCUUCGAGGAGGCUGAGAAGAAUGUGCGGAAAGGAAAAGGUCUGGAAGGCUGGGAGAACAGGCUCAUCAUCUCUGACCGUGCACACAUCGUGUUUGAUUUCCAUCAAGCUGUGGAUGGAGUCCAGGAACAGGAGAGGCAACAGCAAGCUGGCAAAAAUUUAGGAACAACUAAAAAAGGAAUCGGUCCCGUGUACUCCGCCAAAGCAGCUCGCAGUGGCCUGAGGAUAUGUGACCUUCUGGCUGACUUUCAGGAGUUCUCAGAGAGAUUUAAACAUUUGGCCUCACAGUAUAAGUCUAUGUACCCUUCACUGGAGAUUGAUGUGGAUGGGGAACUUGAGAAACUCAAGACAUAUGUAGACAGGAUAAAGCCCAUGGUGAGAGAUGGAGUCUUCUUCAUGUAUGAGGCGCUACAUGGGCCUUCAAAAAAGAUUCUGGUGGAAGGUGCCAAUGCUGCCUUGCUGGACAUAGACUUUGGGACAUAUCCGUUCGUGACUUCCUCAAACUGCACCGUGGGAGGGGUGUGUACGGGUCUGGGCAUGCCACCCCAGAACGUGGGUGAAGUCUAUGGAGUUGUCAAAACCUACACCACGAGAGUUGGGAUUGGAGCUUUCCCUACAGAACAGAACAACGAAAUUGGAGAGCUCUUGCAGAGGAGAGGCAAGGAAGUGGGCGUGACCACAGGUCGCAAAAGGAGAUGUGGUUGGCUGGAUCUGGUGCUUAUCAAAUACGCCCACAUGAUUAAUGGCUUCACAGCCUUAGCUCUCACCAAACUUGACAUCUUAGAUGUGCUUCCUGAGAUCAAAGUUGGUGUGGCAUACAAAGUAGAUGGUGAAAUCAUCCCACAUUUUCCAGCAAACCAAGAGGUGCUACAGAAGGUUGAAGUGCAGUACGAGACUCUGCCAGGCUGGAAAACAGACACGUCUGCUGCCAGGACCUUUGAAGAGCUUCCAGAAAAUGCACAGAAAUACGCCUGCUACAUUGAAGAUCACUUGGGUGUGCCUGUAAAGUGGAUUGGUGUUGGGAAGUCGCGGGAAUCAAUGAUCCAGCUCUUUUAAGAGGCUGCUCGGCUUGCAUGUAGCACUGGCUGGAUUACGCUCUGGACUCGGGGACGGAAAGUUGCCUCAUAUGUUUCUUUUCCCACCUCACUUUAGUUUCUCCAUGGCAAGAACAUAAUUUUGUAUCACUCAGAUCAUCCUACAGCCCUCUGAAAUUGAAUAUUUGCCAUAUAUAAUGGCAUUCUUGUGGUAAAUCAAAAAGGGCUUUUCAACUAGUUAUUUUUUGUAAUCAUUUAACUGUUUCUCAUCAGCUUUACAUAAUUCUCCUCUGGUAUUUUGAGCUCUCUUAAGCUCAAUAUCUCCAUCUUGAGUCCAUAUGCUGUACAUGUGCUACUACACUGUAAAAAAAAUUCCGUAAAAUUUACGGUAAAAAACCGGCAGCUGUGG
Molecule: messenger RNA, 1840 nt
Organism: Sinocyclocheilus anshuiensis
Lineage: Eukaryota; Metazoa; Chordata; Actinopteri; Cypriniformes; Cyprinidae
Gene: adss2
Product: adenylosuccinate synthase 2
Exons: 13
Coding region: 95-1453 (452 amino acids)
Biological process (GO): IMP metabolic process; 'de novo' AMP biosynthetic process
Cellular component (GO): cytoplasm
Molecular function (GO): GTP binding; adenylosuccinate synthase activity
Source: RefSeq, a predicted model, not a curated record